Molecule: messenger RNA, 3035 nt
Organism: Fusarium redolens
Lineage: Eukaryota; Fungi; Ascomycota; Sordariomycetes; Hypocreales; Nectriaceae
Product: CHAT domain-containing protein
Exons: 1
Coding region: 188-2845 (885 amino acids)
Molecular function (GO): protein binding
Source: RefSeq, a predicted model, not a curated record
GAACGAGUGCGUAAGCGUGAGAUUGCCGCCUAGAAUUUCCUUCUGGGUACCUUAAGCCAUGAAGUUGACAAGUCUUUUGCCCGUUCAUUCCCUUUGACUCUGACCAUCUACAUGGUCCCACAUACCAACAUUAGAGAUUCGUUGUAGCAGUAUUCGCGCAGCCAGAGCCAACACGACGUCCAACCCAAUGUCGCAGCAAGUCGAGAAUAGAUCAUUUAUAGAUGACCUGGAUUCUUUCAUCGAGAUGGCCCGGGAGGUCAUCGAGGUAGCACCAGCAGAUGAUCUCGAUCGAAUCAUCUGGCUGCACGAGCUUGGGAAUACUUUACGUCGUCGCUUCACCGAAACUGGCAUGCUCGCUGAUCUAGAGGAGGCGAUCAAGGUGGGGCAAGAAGCAAUCGAUUCUGCCCCAGAUAACUAUAUUCAUCGAGGUGCUCUCCUGGACAGCCUGGGUGUUCGGCUGGCGAUUCGAUUUGCCAAAACUGGAUCUCUGUCCGAUCUCGAACGCGCUAUUCGAGUGACACGGCAAGCAAUCGAUACGGCGCCAGGCUCAGAUGAGGAUAGAGCCAUGCGGUUAACGCACUUGGCAAAUCACCUAGGAGAGCGCUACGAGCGAACGGGAUCUUCCAUCGAUCUUGAAGAGGCGAUAGAAGUGGCCCAGUCAUCCGUUGAUAUGACCUCACUGGAUAGCCCGAACAGACCUGGAAGGCUCAAUACACUGGCGAACCAACUGCAUGAACGUUACGGAAGAAGCGGGAUUCUCAGCGAGCUCAACAAAGUUAUUGAAAUCUGUCGCGAAAUCACCAAAGCUGCUCCAAAGGACUCUGGCGCUCAAGUUCUCUUAAAGUCCAAUCUGGGAGGUCAUCUCGGAGAUCGGUACCUUAGAACACGCGACAUGAAGGACCUCAAUGAAGCCAUUCAGCUCUCACAAGAGGCAUUGACCCAGCUGCCGCUAGGUCAUGCGGACAUUCCCAGCCUUUCGAGUAACCUAUCCAUCUGGCUUGCGAAGCGGUAUACACGAAAUCGAGAACCAACAGAUGUCGAGGAGGCUAUCAACAUGGGACACCGAUCUAUCGCCGCUGCUCAACCAGGAAAUCCCAGCCUGGCUCAGUACAUGAGUAACCUUGCAGACUGUUACUGGAAUCGCCAUACCUUGAGUAAUUGCACGGAUGACUUUGACGAUGCCGUAAAACUUUACCAGUCUGCCCUAAACCACUCCAACUCUAAUAUCCACUCAAGAAUCGCAGCCGGGAAAUGUCUCUUUGAAACGUUUGCGCAUGCUUCUCAAUGGCAACAUGCUCUUGAUGCUUCGCAAUCAACCUUCGACCUGUUGCCACAAUUAACGCCCCGGUCCCUCGGUUUCGCCGAUAAGCAGCGUAUGCUUGGUCGCGUGGUAGAUCUUGCGUGCGAUACCGCAGCCGUGGUACUCAACGCUGGCAAAGAACCAUUUUUUGCGCUAAGUGUACUCGAGAAAGGUCGUGGAGUACUGGCUGCAGCAAUUGAACAGAUUCGUGUGGAUGUUCUCGAUCUUGAAGAGAGCCACCCCGAUCUCGCUCGACGAUUCCUGGAACUCAGAGAGGUGCUCGAUGCGCCCAUUCAAGGUGGUGAUUCGGCCUCAUCUCAGGCUAUCGCAAACCGCCGAGGCGAGGCAAGUGUCGAAAUAGACAACCUCGUUGCUGAGAUUCGGAAUCAACCGGAGUUCAGCAGCUUCCUGGAAUCACCAAGCGAGGAGGACAUUCGAGCUGCAGCCAGUUUAGGACCUGUUGUGAUUAUCAACCUAAGCAAGUUUCGGUGCGAUGCUAUUCUUGUCGAACAACGUCAAAUUAGGUCACUACCCUUGCCCGAUCUGACUAAUGACAAGAUGGACGAGAAAGAGAGCCAGGGUUCUUUAAGGAGUCCUUCUAUGCUGAAGUGGCUUUGGGAUGUAGCUGCCAAACCUAUCCUCCUUGCACUAGGUAUUGGAGUUCCUCCAGUAGACGAUGACUGGCCUCACGUCUGGUGGAUUCCAACUGGCAGACUGGGUAGACUCCCAUUCCACGCCUUCGGAAAUCAUUUUCCAGGUUCAACCGAGACGGUGCUAGAUAGAGUUAUCUCAUCGUAUAGUUCAUCCAUACAAGCCCUGAUUAACGGCCGAAAGCAUCGCUCAAACUCCGCUCAAGAUAAAGCCGUCUUGGUAGCAAUGGAAGAUACUGUUGGACAGAUCAAGCUUCCCUUCGUCAAAGAAGAGGUCUCAACUAUCGUCAACCUCUGUAAGUCAAUGAACCUUGAGUCUUGCGUUCCAAACCAACACAAGGAAGCGGUCUUGGAAGAGCUUCAAAACUGCAGAAUCUUCCAUUUUGCUGGCCAUGGUAAAACGGAUGGCAACCCUUCUCAAAGCGGAUUGCUUCUCACCGAUGGCAUAUUGACGGUAUCUGAACUUAUGGAUAUCAAUCUUCGCAAGCAUGUUCCAUUUUUGGCAUAUCUUUCUGCUUGUGGUACAGGUCAGGUUGGAGGAAAUGCUUUCAUCGAUGAGAGCAUUCACCUGAUCAGCGCAUGUCAGCUAGCGGGAUUUCGGCAUGUGGUCGGUACACUCUGGGAAGUCAGUGAUAAGUCAUGUGUCGAAGUAUCAAGAAAUAUCUACGAGUCUAUAAGAGAUGGAGGGUUCUCAGACAGAUCUGUUUGCUGGGGUCUGCACAAAGCUAUGAGGCAACUCCGAGAUGAGUGGUUAAGUACACCGGAGCAACGCCUGGAUCAGAUGGGUUGCGGCGAUAGAGAAGGGAUAUGGUCAAGAGACAUUGUUUCUUGUGACGAGGAUGACGAAAAGAUCGAGAAACUUGUCUGGGUCCCCUUUGUCCAUUUUGGAGGAUAAGGUACAGCCACGGAGGGGUACGGUGUAGUUUUAAAGGGACAAUAGCACUGCUUACAUAUCCUGUUAACUACCAUGAUAUUAGUGUGGUAUGAAGGUCAGUCCCACUUGGCCUUCUCGCUAAAGUUACAAAACUCCCAUUUGAGUUCGUUGCAAAUUUGUAGGUAAGCCAUUAUCACCAAUAUAUACAAAC